Anopheles cruzii is the source of this 763-nucleotide messenger RNA. Its product is annotated as UPF0598 protein CG30010. The record is from RefSeq and is a predicted model, not a curated record. Bases 8 to 649 code for a protein of 213 amino acids. The transcript has 3 exons. Lineage: Eukaryota; Metazoa; Arthropoda; Insecta; Diptera; Culicidae.
GAUUGCGAUGAUGUUGCUACGGAGAUGGCUGUUUUCCCCACCGACCUAUGGAAUUCGGCGGGCCAGCUACAUCCAAGGACAAUCACCGGCACCGAAAGUGCGUGAAUAUUUUUACUACAUCGACCACGAGGGAAUGCUCUUCCUGGACGAUGCAAGGAUUAAAAAUUUCACCUCCUGCUUUAAGGAGAAACAAUUUCUGGAAUUCUUCUUCAAUCGUCUCAAACUGAACGAUACCGAUCGGUACGGGGACGAGUUUCCGUUCCUCUCCGUUUGCGGCCGUGAGCGCAACUACAUCCGGUGCGACGAUCUACCUAUUGUUUUCACGCACAUCGUACAAGGCGAAGGUGAACGACUGGCUUACGCACAUGCUAGCGAUAAGCUGAGCGUCCCGUGGCAACCGGAGCGGAUCUGCAUGUUUCCUGCCACCGGUCGCGUCUAUCACCCGGCCCCGGAACGUUACGGCUCGAUCGGAUUGGUGCGCUCGAAGUUGGCGAUAGAAUUGAGCAACUAUUUUACGUUCUGCAACGGCGAGGAUCAACCACCGACACACUUUCGGUGGAAAUCGCAGGACUACGAACUGGAUCAGCACUGGUGGAAGACAACGUAUGUUGGACGCAGAGGGUCACACGGGACCGCCGUAGGAAGCUAGUUAUCAUUUGUUGUGAAUGCAUCUGUUUUCCGUUUGGACUUCCGGUCGUAAAUCAAAACUGUCAUUGUGAUAAGAGCAUGUUAGAAGCCAUUUACAGUUUAUACAAAAAAUCGG